GAAAAUAUAUAUACAGAGAAACUGACACGCGGAAACAGAUAGAAACAGAGGAAGAACCAGACCAGUUUUUUCUUCCCCUGUUUGCUCUGUUUUUUAAACAGAGGAAGAACCAGACCAGUUUUUUCUUCCCCUGUUUGCUCUGUUUUUUCUUUUCUUUCACGGUCAAUGAUCAUAUGUAUCAUCAGCAUACCAUGCAUGCAAUGAUUGAAUGAAUGAAUUCCAUGCCCAUCUUCUGAAACUCUCCUAAAGUACAAGAAAAUCAUCUGGUUGUUGUUUGGCAAGAAAGAAAAUAUGCAUACAGGGAAUCACUGGGGAGGCUCAUUUGAGCUGAGCAACACAGGGAAUAAUGCAGAAGAUGAUGAUCAUCACAGGAACAAUGGAACAAGUGAAGACUGGGAUAGAGCUUCUCUGUAUCAUCGUCAGCAAUCCAAUCUUGAUCUUGAUCAUAAUCACCAGCAUCAAUUGAAUGAUACACAAAGAAGCUGGCUUUUAGGACCGCCUGAUGUGAAGAAAACCAAAUACGUGGACUUGGGUUGCAUAAUAUGCAGCCGCAAGGCUCUCAAAUGGAGUAUCUUGUCGUUUGUUAUAGCUUUCAUGGUGAUUGCACUUCCUAUCAUCAUUGUCAAAGCCAUUCCAAAGCAUAAGUCUCAUCCUCCUCCACCUGAUAAUUACACUCUUGCCCUCCACAAGGCCCUCCUCUUCUUCAAUGCCCAGAAAUCUGGGAAACUGCCAAAGAGCAAUGGAAUUCCGUGGAGAGGAAACUCAGGACUAAGCGAUGGAAAUGAUACAAACGUCAAAGGAGAUCUAGUUGGAGGGUAUUAUGAUGCAGGAGACAAUGUAAAGUUCCAUUUUCCAAUGGCGUAUGCCAUGACCAUGCUCAGCUGGAGUGUUAUUGAAUACAGUCACAAAUAUGAAUCGAUCGGAGAGUAUAAACAUGCUAGAGAGCUCAUCAAAUGGGGUACUGAUUACUUGCUCUUAACCUUCAAUUCCUCAGCCACCAAAAUCAACCAAAUUUAUUGCCAGGUGGGUGGAGGUCAAAAUGGUUCUACCAUAGAAGAUGAUCACAACUGCUGGCAGAGACCAGAAGACAUGGACUAUGAACGUCAUACGCAAACAUGCUACUCAGGGCCGGAUAUAGCAGGUGAAAUGGCGGCGGCCCUUGCCGCAGCCUCCAUAGUUUUCCGUGACAAUGCAGCAUACUCCAAGAAGUUGGUACGAGGAGCAGAAACAGUGUUUAGCUUUGCAAGAGACUCUGGGAAAAGGAGAUCAUACAGCCGAGACAAUACUUAUAUUUCUCCCUACUACAACUCCACAGGCUACUACGACGAAUACAUGUGGGGUGCUGCUUGGUUGUACUAUGCUACGGGAAAUUCAACUUAUAUUUCAUUGGCAACCAACCCGGGAAUACCUAGAAACGCCAAGGCGUUUUAUGGCCUCCGUGAGUUGAGUUACCUUAGUUGGAAUAACAAACUACCGGCGGCUAUGUUGUUGUUGACAAGGUUAAGGCUAUUCCUGAAUCCAGGCUACCCGGCUGAGGACAUGUUGAGAAUGUACCAUAACACAACCUGUCUUAACAUGUGUUCUUAUCUCCAAAAGUUCCAUGUCUUCAACCGGACCAGAGGAGGAAUGAUCUUGCUAGCCAAUGGAGGGCCACAGCCUCUUCAGUAUGUGGCUAAUUCUGCUUUCCUGGCAUCUCUGUUUGCUGAUUAUUUGACUGCUUCUGGUGUUCCUGGUUUUUACUGUGGCCCCAACUAUAUUACAAUCGAUGCUCUUCGGAGCUUUGCAACCUCUCAGAUGGACUAUAUACUAGGCAAAAACCCCAUGCAUAUGAGCUACGUGGUGGGGUUUGGCAAGAAGUUCCCAAGACAAGUGCAUCACCGUGGUGCAUCAAUACCCAAUAACAAGAAAUUUUACUCCUGCAAGGAUGGAUGGAAGUGGUUCCACCUAAAAAAACCCAAUCCUAACAACAUCACCGGAGCCAUGGUCGGAGGGCCUGAUCGGUUUGACCAGUUCCGAGACAUUCGCAGUCACUACAACAAUACAGAGCCAAGUUUAGCUGGUAAUGCAGGGCUGGUUGCCGCACUUGUUUCGCUGACAAAAACUGCUGGCGAUGGCAUUGACAAGAACACCAUAUUUUCGGAGAUUCCACCACCCGGUCCACGGAACCCCCCACCGCCACCACCUUGGAAGCCAUGAGCACAUCUGAAACGAUCAUUUCUGUGUCUAAAUUUUUCCUUAUUUUUGAGCUACUGUUUAUAAGGCAAAAAUUUGAUAUGUUUAUUCAUAUGAGACUUCAGUUGAUCAGGCAUUGUUUUAUGUUAUAUUGUACAUACUUUGAUUUUCCCAUAUGGACUUUUAUGGUUGCUGCCUUAAUAUAUGUUAUGUACAAUAUUUUGUGACCUUAA
This is a messenger RNA of Ziziphus jujuba (common jujube), 2405 nucleotides long. RefSeq names its product endoglucanase 12. Lineage: Eukaryota; Viridiplantae; Streptophyta; Magnoliopsida; Rosales; Rhamnaceae. The transcript has 5 exons. Gene Ontology annotation, molecular function: hydrolase activity, hydrolyzing O-glycosyl compounds. Bases 292 to 2196 code for a protein of 634 amino acids. Gene Ontology annotation, biological process: carbohydrate metabolic process. The record is from RefSeq and is a predicted model, not a curated record.